UUAACCUCGUCUGACCUAUUCGAUUUGCCCCCCAAUUUGGAAAUCGCGGUAGUUCGAGGAGCGACGUGAAGAGACUCGACCGUGCAGGCGUGCAAAUUCGAGGUUGCACGAACCCACGAUCUUGAACGCGCAAUCGGGAGCCGAACACAAGCUACUUGAAGCGACCACGUGACAACACCCACUGAGCAGAUCUGCCACACCAAUUUCUACGUUAGCGAUCAAUGUUCAGCUGUGCCAUCACUAGCACACACUUCCGAGAGUAUCGUUUCGGAACUCGUAUAUAAAGGAACGAAAGCCUGAUCGAGCACUUGCGAGAAACGUAUCAUAUGCUUCACACUGAAUAUCCAAACAUUUACAGAUAAAAAAUAGUUUUUUCCAUACAUGAAUGAUAUUGCAAUAUGUUAGAAGAAUUUCUUUCAAUGAUGAAACCUGUCAUAAAGGAAUUAUUUAGCUCGAACGUGAAUAAAACGUUCAAGUUUUCGACUCGACAGGCCAUCUAGUGGAUAUACGCGGCAACUACAGUUCGCCUUAGAGUACGCCGGCGCGUACGUGUUUGAAAUUGGCAGAGAUGAAAUGAUAACCCUCUCAUAUCAGAAUUACAUUCUAGAUCUACGUGUUUGCGCGAAACCCAAAAUUAACAAGUACCGAAAAGAAAGAAGGAAAGAAGCUCUAGUAUUAAAAGCUCUAAUGUAUUGCGAUGGGCACGGCACACGCUUCGGCGAAGAAAGCGGAGGAACCAAGCGUGAUAUCCAACGACGAGGAGUACGUACCGUGCAAGGAACCGCAGGACAAAGGCCCUGGAAAUCCAGGAAGCUUCGAGGAUCUCCACAUAAAAGUGAAGGACCUGUAUCCCCAGAACUUCGAGGGAGCGCGACUGACGAUUAACAAAGUACUUAGCGAACAUUUCAAGGUGACUCAUUCGAUCACUCUGAGCUCCGUGACUCCGUCAGGCUACAAAUUCGGCGCGAGAUACAUUGGAACGAAGAGGGUGGGCCUAAAAGAAAAGUACCCUGUGGCUGCUGGCGAAAUAUCGCCAAAUGGAAACUUAACCGCCUCGUUCGUGCACACUUUGGGUUGUAGAUUCAGAUACAAACUGUCGGCCCAAAUCGCCAAAGAAAAGAGCAAGGCGUUGAGUUCCAGUUUGGAGUAUCGCGCCAACGAUUUCACCGUGGCGAUAACUCUGGCCAAUCCACAAAUAAUUAGGAAACAAGGAACAAUGGUAAUGCACUUUCUCCAAUCGAUCACAUCGAGGAUCGCGUUAGGAGCGGAGAUCGCGUGUCUUCGCGGCUCCAAGAUACCUGGUGGUCAGCAAACCGUCAUGUGCAUGGCUUUUAGGUACAGCACAGGACCUACCACGUUCUCUGGCACUAUCGGCGAAGCAGGCCUGCACAUAUGCUACCAUCGCAAGGCCAGCCCGCAACUAGAACUCGGGGUCGAGCUAGAGACCAACACGCGUACCUAUCACUCGAUAGCUACUAUCGUUUAUCGUGUCAACAUCCCGUACGCGGAUCUCGUGUUCCGCGGUAUUGUUAAUUCGGAAUCCUCCGUCGGUGGGGUGUUCGAGAAAAGACUGUACCCGAUACCGGAGUCGUCGCUGGUCAUUAGUGGUCUCUUGAACCAUACGAAACAGCAAUUUCGCGUGGGCGUCGGUCUCAAUAUCGGACAAUAAUAAUGCCAAAUAUAUAUAGGUAAUAUCAGCUUAC
Messenger RNA from Hylaeus volcanicus, 1703 nucleotides. Its product is annotated as mitochondrial import receptor subunit TOM40 homolog 1-like. NCBI's taxonomy places the organism in Eukaryota, Metazoa, Arthropoda, Insecta, Hymenoptera, Colletidae. The transcript has a single exon. The coding region runs from base 698 to 1669 and encodes 323 amino acids. The record is from RefSeq and is a predicted model, not a curated record. Gene Ontology annotation, biological process: protein import into mitochondrial matrix. Gene Ontology annotation, molecular function: transmembrane protein transporter activity. Gene Ontology annotation, cellular component: mitochondrial outer membrane; mitochondrial outer membrane translocase complex.